Messenger RNA from Gossypium raimondii (Peruvian cotton), 1514 nucleotides. Its product is annotated as probable CCR4-associated factor 1 homolog 6. Gene Ontology annotation, cellular component: CCR4-NOT complex; CCR4-NOT core complex; P-body. The coding region runs from base 543 to 1358 and encodes 271 amino acids. The transcript has 2 exons. Lineage: Eukaryota; Viridiplantae; Streptophyta; Magnoliopsida; Malvales; Malvaceae. The record is from RefSeq and is a predicted model, not a curated record. Gene Ontology annotation, molecular function: poly(A)-specific ribonuclease activity; nucleic acid binding.
AUUUUGAGUGUAAUGAAAAAAUCUGCCUUAUCGAAUGAGAGAUUCUCUCUCUUCCUUUUGAUGAGGAAGAGGUGAGGUGAGCAAAGGCAAACCUUCCAAAGCCACCCCCUUUCUCUCACUCUCUCUCCCGUUUAGAUAAACAAUCAAAUUCCCCCUCCACCAAAAAGAAAAACAAUUAAAAAAAAAAACCUGAAAACUGAAGCCACUUUCUUUUUCCCAGGAAGCGAACAAACAGGAAAAAAAAAACCACAUUAAAACGAUAACCACAGCGACCACUUUUUAAGACAAAAUAUGCAAAAAAAAAAAACCCAAAAAGUUAAAAGAAAAAUCAAACCCUGUUUUAGGGCCUCCUCCACUAAUAUUCCAUCCCUGAAACCGUGAAAGCGCGCGCUAGAGAGCGAGAGAGAGAGAGAGAGAGAGAGGACCUUUCAGGGAAAGUCCAAUCCUGCCUCCCCCCCCCCCUUCUUUACGGAAUCUUUGUCCUCUUGGGUUGUUAUUGGUUGAAAGAAAAAAAAAACCCAUGUCCUUUUGAUUUUCAACUGAUGUCUCUGUUGCCAAAGAGCGAUUCAAUCCAAAUCCGUGAGGUAUGGAACGAUAACCUUGAGGAGGAAUUUGCUUUGAUUCGUGAAAUUGUUGAUGAUUACCCGUACAUUGCCAUGGACACCGAGUUUCCAGGCAUUGUUUUACGUCCGGUUGGCAAUUUCAAGAGCAGCUAUGACUAUCACUACCAAACCUUGAAAGACAAUGUUGAUAUGUUAAAGUUGAUUCAAUUGGGUCUUACCUUUUCAGAUGAGAAAGGGAACUUGCCUACCUGUGGAACUGAUAAGUAUUGCAUUUGGCAAUUUAAUUUUUGUGAGUUUAAUGUCGACGAGGAUGUCUUUGCUAAUGAUUCUAUUGAGCUUUUGAGACAAAGUGGGAUUGAUUUCAAGAAGAACAAUGAGAAGGGUAUUGAUGCAAUGAGGUUCGGUGAGCUUUUAAUAUCUUCAGGGAUUGUUUUAAAUGAUAGCGUGUAUUGGGUUACUUUCCACAGUGGUUACGAUUUCGGUUACUUGCUUAAGCUCUUGACUUGCCAGAACUUACCGGAUACGCAAGUUGGGUUCUUUAAUUUGAUCAAUAUUUACUUUCCCACACUCUAUGAUAUCAAGCAUUUGAUGAAGUUUUGUAACAGUUUGCAUGGGGGAUUGAACAAGCUUGCAGAGUUGCUGGAAGUGGAAAGAGUUGGGAUCUGUCAUCAAGCAGGUUCUGAUAGUUUGCUCACAUCUUGUACAUUCAGGAAACUCAAGGAGAAUUUCUUUAGUGGUACUUUGGAAAAAUAUUCCGGUGUAUUGUAUGGUUUAGGUGUUGAAAAUGCUCAUUGAUAAUGAGAAGUAAUAGAAAGAAAAAGAAAAAAGAAAGAAAAGAAAAGGAUAACUGUUUGUUGUCUUUGUGAGUGUGCCUCAUAUCAGCACUUCAAUAUACACUUUUGGCAACAAUUUCCGUAAGUUAUGAAUAUUUUCGUAUGCUUAUCAUUUUCA